Molecule: messenger RNA, 1065 nt
Organism: Culex quinquefasciatus (southern house mosquito)
Lineage: Eukaryota; Metazoa; Arthropoda; Insecta; Diptera; Culicidae
Exons: 3
Coding region: 105-800 (231 amino acids)
Source: RefSeq, a predicted model, not a curated record
CUUCAAAUGUUCCCUCAGUUGGCGAAUACCUUUGAUACGAAAAGAAUCGAUUUUUUUGAGUAAUUUUUUUAUUUAGUGGUCAUAAUCUGAUUCUGAUAUUCAAUAUGAAUAAUUUAAAAUUAGUAGUUUUUGUGAUAUUUUCAUUGGCUUCUGCCAAUGGUCAACUGUUGUGCUACACCUGUGAUGACUGUGAAUCAGACAGUGUGGCCUCUGUGGAACCAUGUGGCUUCGCGGCAUCGGUCUCAACCACACACUGGCCAGGCCAACCCGGUCAAUGGAAUCCGUGGGAUCCGGCGCUGACUCCCCCGUACCAUCCUAGCACCAUUUACCCACCGGGAAGUGGCAUCACGAGUCAGAACUACUGCUAUAUGACCCAGUGGAACUCGCCCUGCUACCAGUACCUUCCUUGUGACCCGAAUUACCCCGUAGUGCCAUGCUAUCCUCACUACCCGAUGCCCCAGUGUGACUCUUUCAACCCUACGUACCCGUGCUUUGUGUCUACUGGAUCUGUUGGGGAAGGAGGAGGCGGAAGUUGGGAUCUGGCUACGCCACCUGUAACGUCCUUACCUUGGUGGCCAGCAGCCAAACAAGCGAAAGUGACUUCACCGGCGGAAGUACCCUCAACUCAACAGUACGGUUGUCUAUCGUCGAGAUCCAUAGUCAAUGAUCGUGAUGUGGUUCGUAGGGGAUGUGCCAGAUUAGAGUCCAGUAAAGAUGAAACAUGCAACAAGGCCACCGGAGGAAAGCAUCAAAAGUGUGCUGUCUGUACGACUCAGCUAUGUAAUUCGGAAACGUUCUAGAAAAACUCUUUGAAAAAAAAAAUGAAACGCAGACAAAUAUACCGAGAAAAUUCAAUAUUAAAAUCAAACAUUAUUUUAAACUUCAAAAAUCUUCACAAUAUGGAACAAAGAUAAAGAAAGAGAAAAGGAGACGCAUGGUAGUUAUCUUCAGAGCUUCAGUCUCAAGCUUCAUGCUAUUCAAGUGCUAUAUCCCACAAUAAACGGAAAUAUGUCUUCUGAAUAGUAAAAAAGUAACAAGUAAAGAUUUAAGAGAAUAUAAACUUUC